CGUAGCUCUGCCUGGCAAUUAUUGCGCCGAAGUAGGCCAGCAGUCCGAUCUCAAUCUUCGAUCUGACUCUUCCCUUUUUCAAGGCACUCAAGUGCUUCGACUUCCCAAGCGGUUUCCGCUUUCAAACCCUAACAUUUUGGGUCUUUUAAAUACGGGCUUUUAUUUCCAAUUAAACCUUUCACACAACUCUCAGAGGAAUCCUGGGUCUUCGGAAAGUCCUCUUAUCUCCUCCCUUUUCCCAGAAAGUCAGUGAAGCAUUUGUGUAGGUGCCUUUUACUCCUUUUAGAUAGGCUUCACGUUGUUGAUGAUUUGAGGUAAGAGUGUACGACUCAUCUAAAUCAUUGUGACAGAAUUUUAAUUUCGUUGGGUAAAUUCUCUAAAUUCGUGAUUAGGUAAUUUGUUAUCAUAGAAGUUUUUACAUUUUUAACGCUUUUUCUAUUAGGAGAAGUUUGACAAUCAAUUUGAAAGGGGAUGUGUGUUACUAUUUUUUUUGGCUUAAACGCAGGUGACGGUGGUCUUCAUUUGUCUUUUUUUUUAUGUCAACCCACCAAAUUUUGCCCAAUAUAAUAAUAAUUCAUAUUCCAUACAAAAAAAAGUUUGUAAACAGUUGUCUAGAUCCACAGGGUUUGCAUAGAAUCACUUUGGUUUUAAAAGGUACAAUUUUUCAUUAGUUUUAGUUUUGUAGAGAUUAAGCUAUAUAAGAAAUCUCUAUUGAUCUAAACAACAACCACAUUCACGCCUUAAUCCCAAAAGAUUUUAGAGUCGGCUGUCUACUGAUCUAAAUGGUACUAAAAAUGCAUUGCUAUAUACAAUUGUAUGGAGCACUACUUAUCUUAAUUGGUUUCAAAUAAGAUCUCAGAGGCCUGAUUAGUGAAUUUUUAACAAUGUAAAUUCAAAUUAUUCUUACUUUUAUUUAGUAUACUUUAGCAUCUGAAUUGCAGUCCUAAUGUAUUUUUCAGUUUUGCAUAUUCCUUCUGAUCACUUCAAAUGAUUUUUGUCAAGUCAAUAGGGUCUAUAAGAAUCGAUUGAUUGCAAUUUUCAUUUCAUUUUCUAUGAAGACGAAUCCAAUUGUGUUGAAUGUCCCGAUUUCUUUUAGAUGUCUCUGAAUUCAUGAUUCUAUUUUACAUGGUGUCAUUAAGGAAUGUAAUCAUUUGUGCUUCAUCAUUUUAAAGGCAAAAGCUAAUUUCUAAUACAUUUCCUACCUUUUUAUUUUACACUCUAAGUGUAGUUUUUUUAUAUCCAAUCACACUUAAAUUUAUAAAACAAACAUGACCUCUUUGUGUUUUUUCCACUUAACUUUUAGAUUCCUUUUGGACUUUUUUUGGGCAAAUCCUUUUGGACUUUUGAGAGUCGUAAAUAACGUGCAUUUUCUUACGAUAUCAAAGUAGAAAUUUUAAUUGGAGUGUCCAAUUAAAAUUUGAGUGUGUAAUGAAAAUUGCUCAUUAUUUUUCCCACUUGGGGCCUGUUUACUAACAGAGAUAUUUUCCAGUUUUCCAGAAAACUAUAAACCUGAAAAACAGAAAACAUGAAACGUGUUUACAAAAGAAAAUUGCUGAAAAUCUAGAGAAAGGAAAACAAAAAAAAAACGUUUACCAAAUCGUUUUCCAAAACGAAAAAAUGAGACAUGUCUUGUUUUUCCUUAAUGAUUUGGAGAAAUGACUUUUACUAGUUUUCCAAAUUUGGAAAACGCAGAUGCUACGGUGCCGCUGCAAUGAUUUUGCAUACUUACACCUAGUGAUGGUCCGGUCCUGCUCCGAUGUUGAUUCCAUUCUGCUACCUCCAUCCUUGUACCUUACCCCUACCCUACCCACCCAACCCCCACCUCACGUACCAUUUUUCGAUUCAAUGACCCUACCCCACCCCCACCACAUGCCCCUACCUCGGUCCCACCUUGAUCCACCCUACCCUAACCGCCACCCCCCCACCACCUCGACCCCACCCCCUCAUAUAUUACCCUUACUCCAACCUUACCCCUUACCACAUGCCCCAACCUCGGCCCCAUCCUACUGUCAUCCUACCCCCACCCUCGUACCGCCAUCCUACCUCCAACCAACCACCAUCCUACCCCCCACCCCCUACCCUUCCCCUACCUCGGCCCCACCCUGAUCUCGGCCCAACCGCCAUCCUACCCAACUCUCUACCCUACCCUUACCUUACCCCAACCCUACCCACUACCCUUACCCCUAACCACGACCCUAACCCACCCACUACCCCCACCCAACCCCUACCCCUAGACCUUACCACCCCAACCCCGACCAUACACCUUACCCCACCCCACCCAUACCUUCUCUACCUCGACCCCUACGAGUAGGUGUGGGUGGGUAUGAAGGGUUGCAGGGGAGUAUGGGUAGAGGUAAGGGUAGGGUCAAGAGUCAAGGGUGUGGAAUUGGGUGUAGGGUGUAGGGUGGGAGGUAUAGGGGUGGGGUAUGGGGUAGGGGUAUGGGUACACGUACGAGGAGAUCGACCCCACCUAUUAUAUUAUAUAUUUGUGUUCAUGAAUGUUUGUGUGUUUAUAUACGUGUAGGGUUAUUUUGGACAUUUUAAUGUUAAACGGUGUUUUAAACCUUUUGAAAUAAACAUGAUCUUACAACAUUGCUUAUUUUAUACGCCGCUUAUUAACAUGGGUCUUAAUAAGCAUUAUUUAGUAACCCGUGAAGUAAACUUGUCCUCAAUCUUCUGGAUGAUGCAGAACUGGGUAAAAAAUUGAUGAACAUGCUUUCAGAUUUGAAAAUGGAAAACUAAAAAAUAGAAACAGAAAAUUGGAGAUAGAAAAACUGAAAUAUAAAAACAGAAAAUUGGAGAACGAAAAUCUGAAGUAGAAAACAGGAAAAUAUCUCUGUUACUAAACAGUCCCAAGUGUUUAGUAUGUUUUCUGUUUUCCUUUCUCCAGUUUUCCAGCAAUUUUCUUCGGUAAACACGUUUCAUGUUUUCUGUUUUCUUGUUUUCCAAUUUUUUGGAAAACUGGAAAAUAUCUUUGUUAGUAAACAGUCCCCAAGUGUUUUGUAUGUUAUUGCAAGGUGGGUGGAUAUUUAUCUGCACUCAUCCAUCAUUUGAGCCUUUCUCUUAGGGAGAUUUUACCGUUCUUUCGGAAAAGAGAAAUCACGUGGAUACCAAAGGUCAAGGAUUAUCACCGCUAGGCUGGAAUAUCUGUAAGUUCUAACUCAGAUCUGUUAUUAUUAUCAUAUUCGUUAUUUUAUCAUAAUCAGGGAAGAUCUGUUUGGGAAAAUUUUAAACUUCCGCUGUUGUACUUUCGAGGUACGUUACAUUUAAAAUUUCCCAACAAGAUCAACUUAUUAUAUUCUCUUCAUUGCCAUCCAAAGCGUAUCAAACACGCAUUCCAUGUGUGCCCACGUGGAUCAUGUUUUAAAAUAGGUGUGAAUAGUUAUGGACCGGGACCAGUACCCGGCCUAGGACCUAACCCCGAGGGUGCCUUGGGGGCGGGCUCAGGUUGCAGACUUCUUGGAACCGGCCUGACCCGGUCCUUUUUUUUCCCGAAUGGUUUAGGUAGGGGUGGACCCGAGCCGGGCCGGGCUUUUAUUUGGAAAUGGUGGAACCGGAACCGGUUCGGGCCUACUUUUUUUUCUUUUGAUUUUCUAAAUAUUCCCUGACCCCCCACCCGCCCAACCUCCCAGCCCAACCAGAUUGAAACAAAAAAAAAUUGAAAUAACAAAAAAUAAAAUAAAUUAGGCCCGAACCGGGCCGGUUAACGUUUUAGGGGGCCCGAGUCCGAACUGGGAUAUUAGCGGUUCCAGGUGGCCCGAACCGGACCCAUGACCUUGUACCGGGCCGGGCGGCCUGACCCGAGUCCACCCCUAGGUUUGGGUAAGAAGCGGGUUGGGUUGGGUGGUUUGGGAAGUUUGAGGGUAGAAUUAAUGAGCAAAACCCCCAAAAAGAAAUAGUACCCAACCCGAACCGGGCCAAUCCUGGAUUCCUGGAACAUAGCCAGGCCAGUACCGGGGCUCCAUUUCCCAAACCUCGUCCCGUCCUAAGCCUGACCCGGGACCAGUCCAUCCCUAGGAGUGAAGGACCUUACUAAAGAUAAAGUUUGAGAAGUGCAUAACAAUAUCACCUAAAGUUUGUUACUACCAAAUCAACCUAUAUAUUAAUCCUUCGAUUUGAUCAGAAAUGGAGUUUAAAGGGGUGAAAACAGUACGGUUGAAAUGUGCUUAGCGAGAAAUAAAGAAUAACAUUAUCUUUUUCUUAAGAGGAAAUGAGUGAAAAUAGGAUGAUUAAAAUGUGAUUAGCGAGAAAUAAGGAAUAAAAUUAUCUUUUUCGAGUGAAAACCUUGACACGGAUAAAAAGGAAAUCGUGUGACUAACAAAAUCUUAAGCAAACGGCCUAUUGGCAAACUAGAAAUGAAAAUAGGCACAGAUAAGGAUUGAUGUCAUUGCUUUCUAUUAUUUCGAUUGAAGAAAAAAAAUGCAAGUUAUACAUGUCGAGUUGGAAACCUUCUGCAAAGGCAAAGGAAAAAACAUUUUCAAUUGAACUUUAGUAGCGCAUAGGAGGGAUGUUUUAACAACAGGUUAUGUUGCACCACUGCAUUAGAAAGACCUAAUGUGGUGAUAUAUGCUCCCAAAGAAAGGUUUGAAUCCAAACAACCAAACAGCAGCUAUGCACUUUGAAGCACUUCAGGUUAGGAAACAUCUUGAGCAGUUGAUCCUGGCCGGUUUCAGUUCUAGAAUAUGUAGCAAAGCAAGUAUUAGUCGAAGGGACACACAUUGUCAUUCUACAAUUUAAUCUUUGGGUUUCAAUUUGUGUUUUUACCUUGAUGCCAAUAUAGCCAUUCACAUCCAAAGUUAGUGCUUUUGAACAGGAGCCUUAGAGUGCCUCCAGGGAUUUCUCAGUCACCCAACUAUUCCAAAUAAACUGCAGAAGUUGGAGAAUUAAAAGUUUAUGUGACAGAUGUAGCAACAACUUUUCCACCUGUUCACUCAAAACAUUCACGCAAGUAGUGGUUAUCCCUCCCUAAGAAUUGGCCAGUAAGUAAACACGAACAAACAAGUUUACAGAACAUCACAAAAUUCUUUGUUAACAGCAAGCCGUGUGCUGUCAAGAAACAUAUAUCCAUGAACUGAAUAUACAACUAUAUAUACAAGUAAUCAAGGUACAAUGGGCAGGAAUGACAAUAGGCAAGCCGUGUGCUGUCUCAAAUACUCCCUGCCCAUUGAUGACAAUUUGUGAUUUUUAAGGUGACACUAAUUUUCUCAUAAAUUUACAAAAUAGCCAUAUUGACUAUAGGCAAUAAAAAAUUAUCAAGCCACUUUGAAAUAAAUAUGCGAGGGAAACUUGGUCAAUUUACAAAAAAAAUCUAUUUACUCUAGAGUACUUUGAUACAUUAAUAAAAGCAAAGUAUUCUGUUUGCAGAAGAAAUAUGUUUUGAAAAGUGGACUGAACACCAUCACACAUUUCUGGACACCAUCAGCGGACACUUCUUUAGGAUAUGUUGGGACAUCAUCCGCCAGGAUGUUAUCUCAGCAGUCCAAGAGUUUUUCCUGGGAGUUCUGAUGCCCAAAGCACUCAAAAGCACAACAAUCCUCAUUCCUAAAACCCCUUCACCCAAAAAGUUCACUCAUUAUCGACCUAUCAGUUUAACCAACUUCAUCAAUAAGGUUUGCACAAGGAUCAUCACUUCUCGCUUAAUACCUAUAUUACCUAGGUUCAUUUCUAAAGAGCAAAUUGGUUUUAUGGCGGGGGAGAAUAUCCACCACCAUAUCCUACUGGCUAAAGAAAUACUACAUCAUCUGGACAAAAAGGUCUGGGGGCACAACAUAGCAGUCAAACUUGACCUUGCACAGGCGUUUGAUAGGGUAUCAUGGGAAUUCCUGGAGGGGGCUCUGAACAAAAUUGGUCAUAACGCCCAAGCAACUCAUUUAAUUAUGAGCAACCUUUCGUCCACUCACAUCUCCAUCCUUAUCAAUGGCCAACCCCAUGGCUACUUUCGACCACAGAGGGGGGUCAAACAAGGUGACCCCUUAUCGCCCUACCUUUUCCUUAUAAAUAGUGAAUGUUUCUCAAGGGGAUUCAAAGAGUUAAUCAACAACAACAACAUCACAUCUUAUCAUAUUGGGGGAGGGGUUUCAACAGUUUCACAACUCGCAUUUGCUGAUGAUGUACUCUUAUUCAUGAACGGCGGAGCUUCCUUUCUCAGAAGGUUGAAAGGCCUGCUGUCAAGCCACGCCAAGGCAACAGGGCAGAUGAUAAACCUAUAAAAAAGCAGGAUGGUGGUCAGCAAGAAUCUCAAAAUGGUUGACAGAAGGAGAACUGAGAAGCUCACCGAAAUGACAACGGUUACCUUACCCAUCAGGUAUCUUGGUGCUUCCAUUCAUCAUGGCAUAACCAGGCUGCAACAUUGCACCCAGCUUGUGCAACGACUAGAGGAGAAUUUGAGUUCGUGGAAAGAAAAGAUUCUGAAUCAAAGCGGGAGGCUAAUCCUUAUAAGAAUGUCCUUACAGCCAUACCACUUCAUCACAUGGCUACUACAACCAUACCAAAAAAGAUAGUCAAAAUCCUUCACAAGCAUAUGGCUGAUUUUUUUUUGGGUCACAAAAAUAACAUGAAAAACUACCACUGGAGUAGUUGAAAAAAAAAAUUGUAGGCCAGGACCAGAGUGGGGACUACAAAUAAGAUCCAUAUCAGAUAUUCAAGAAGCUCUCAACUUAAAGAACCUAUGGACACUAAGACAAGAUCGAUCUCUCUGGGCUAAAUUCAUGAAUGACAGAUAUCAAAGGUCGGGCAACAUGCAAUACAAAUCAAGAAAUACAUAUUCCAAUGGUGCAUAGUCAAAGAAAAGACAAAAUACAUAGAUUUUGACAACGAACUAUUCACACAACUUAUGCCUUACAUCAAAACAAAAAAAAACAAAAUAGGAAGGUCAAUGGAACAUCACCUCUCAAGUAAGCUUAUGUCUCAAUGUAGAUGCAGCAUUCAGACUCACUCACAUUGCAGGGGGGGAGUACUUAGAAACCAAACCGGAAUCCUCCUAGCAGCAUUCUCAUUCCCUUUAAAGACCAAAUCUUCACUCCAUGCAGAAAUACAAGCAUUACUCACCUCAGUAAAAACAACAACAUAAAUGGGUUAUGCCGAAUUUGAGGUCCAAACAGAUUCAGAAAUAACCGUACAAGCAACACAAGGAAGAAAGAAACUACCUGCAGAAUACCAAGAUGAAAUCUCAAGAAUCAGGCACCUGUGAGACAGCUUCCGGCUAAGGAUCACCCACAACUACAAGGAACAAAACCGAACAGCUCACGAACAAGAACAAGACGGAUUAAACAGAAUCGGAAUAAUGUUCCACCCAACCCAAAAUCUGCCGCUUUCAGUACAGUCGGCUUACCAAGACGACCUCAAGGGAAGGACUCGAUUCUGUGAUGCGGGCUAAACGACCUACAAACUACAUGAGAGCGUACCAAAAAAGAAGGUGAUUUGGAGGUCAGCUUCUAGGUGUGCACCUUUCGGUAUUUAUCUUUUAAUUUUUUCUGGGCACUUUUGAAACUUGGAGUUAUUUUUAACCGUCUUUCUUAGACGUUUUUAACGGUGUGACCCUCUUAUAAUAACGGAAUUCAAACACAUGAACCACUUUGAUAAAGAAUGAAACACAUGACUCUAUCUGAAAACGGGCUCAACCACAAGUAGUUUACCGUGUUUUUCCCAAUUUCAAUUGGCUCCAAACUAAUAGCCCGCUUGGUAACAUUGAAAUCGACUGAAUCGGCAGUUUUUGCUGAUAUUUAUGAAGUUCUGACUGAAAUGAUUGUAUUGGCCGAUUCUACUGAUUUAGGAAAAAGUUAUAUUAAAAAAUAACUAAAUGGUCCUCUACAAUAACUUCGGCCAAUACAGGUGGAAAAGUAAUUUCAAUCUUACUUUUUCUUAUUAUUACAAAAUUCAACGCGCGAAAUCAAAAGUUACGUGUUUAGUGAAAAAGUUGACUGAUAACCUAUUCUCUCCAUGAUUAUCAACUUAAUAAAAUACGAUCGAUACCUUGUCAUUCAAACAAAACAUUAUAAUAAGUUAUUCACGAAUUGCCCUAAAUAGGAGUAAACAAUAUUUGAAAUUCCAAAAUAAGAUCACUAUGAUUUUCUUUCCAAAAUAAGAGUUGUUAAUGCCAAGAUUGAAAAAAUAUCAUCAUUAAUUAUAAUAAAUAUUAUCAUGUUAGAUGUAUAGCACUACAACUUUUCGACAGUUAUAUAUGAUUAUAAGAUGUCAAUAAAAACUACCAUGUAAGUGCUGUCGAUUUUAGAAUUGUAAAACAUUAUUACUUCUGUUUUGGAAAAUCUCUAUAAGCGCUUACGACGUCCAUACUGUCACAUCAUUUAAAAUUUUGCAUCUUAAUGUUGUAGCCUACUAAAGUACUACUACCUUCCUACCAAAUUAAUUUGUAUAGUCAAUUAUUUCUAAAUAGUUUCAUUUUAUUAACUUAAUUAUGAUAUUGAUUUUUAAUUGUAUUUUUAUUUGAAUUUUGCAGCUUUAUAGAGAUUUUAAUGCAGUUCCCAAAUAUGUAAAUUUUAAUUACUAAAUUUGAAGUAGUUAUCAUCUUAUCGAUUGGGAAGCUAAGAUUUAAAUUUAACAUUAGUUAAUAAAAAAACGUUGACUAUAUGAAUCAAUUAAGAAACUUUACACAUCUUGUGUAUACUCUUAAUUUCAUAAAUCACUCAUACUCUUAUUUAGGUAGGGGUGGACCGGAGCCGGGCCGGUUCCGGUUCGGGCUUGGGCCCGAAUGGGCUUUUAUUUGGAAAUGGUGGAACCGGAACCGGAACCGGCUGUUCCGGGCCGGUUCCGGUUCGGGCCUACUUUUUUUUUCUUUUGAUUUUCUAAAUAUUCCUUGACUCCCCACCCCCACCCCCCUCCCCUGGCCCCCCCAACUCCCAAGCCCAACCAGGUAGAAACAAAAAAAAAAAUUGAAAAAUCAAAAAAUAAAUAAAUUAGAACCGAACCGGGCCGUUUCACGUUUUAGGGGGCCCGAGUCCGAACUGGGAUAUGAGCGGUUCAAGGUGGCCCGAACAGGACCCAUGACCUGGUACCGGUCCGGGCGGCCUGACCCGAGUUCACCCCUAGGUUUGGGUAAGAAGCAGGUUGGGUUGGGUGGUUUGGGAAGUUUGGGGGUAGAAUUAAUGAGCAAAAACCCAAAAAAGAAAUAGUACCCAACCCGAACCGGGCCAAUCCUGGAACAUAGCCAGGCCAGUACCGGGGCUCCAUUUCCCAAACCUCGUCCCGUCCUAAGCCUGACUUGGGACCAGUCCAUCGCUAGGAGUGAAGGACCUUACUAAAGAUAAAGUUUGAGAAGUGCAUAACAAUAUCACCUAAAGUUUGUUACUACCAAAUCAACCUGUCCUAAAUUAAACCUUCGAUUUGAUCAGAAAUGAAGUUUAAAGGGGUGAAAACAGUAUGGUUGAAAUGUGCUUAGCGAGAAAUAAAGAAUAACAUUAUCUUUUUCUUAAGAGGAAACGAGUGAAAAUAGGAUGAUUGAAAUGUGAUUAGCAAGAAAUAAGGAAUAAAAUUAUCUUUUUCCAGUGAAAACCGUGACACGGAUAAAAAGGAAAUCGCGUGACUAACAAUUAACAAAAUCUUAAGCAAACGGCCUAUUGGCAAACUAGAAAUGAAAAUAGGCACAGAUAAGGAUUGAUGUCAUUGCUUUCUAUUAUUUCGAUUGAAGGAAAAAAAUGCAAGUUAUAUCAUACAUGUCAAGUUCGAAACCUUCUGCAAAGGCAAAGGAAAAAACAUUUUCAAUUGAACUAUAGUAGCUCAUAGGAGGGAUGUUUUAACAACAGGUUAUGUUGCACCACUGCAUUAGAAAGACCUAAUGUGGUGAUAUAUGCUCCCAAAGAAAGGUUUGAAUCCAAACAACCAAACAGCAGCUAUGCACUUUGAAGCACUUCAGGUUUGGAAACAUCUUGAGCAGUUGAUCCCGGCCGGUUUCAGUUCUAGAAUAUGUAGCAAAGCAAGUAUUAGUCGAAGGGACACACAUUGUCAUUCUACAAUUUAAUCUUUGGGUUUCAAUUUGUGUUUUUACCUUUAUGCCAUUACAGCCAUUCACAUCCAAAGUUGGUGCUUUUGAACAGGAGCCUGAGAGUGCCUCCAGGGAUUUCUCAGUCACCCAACUAUUCCAAAUAAACUGCAGAAGUUGGAGAAUUAAAAGUUUAUGUGACAGAUGUAGCAACAACUUUUCCACCUGUUCACUCAAAACAUUCAGACAAGUAGUGGUUAUCCCUCCCUAAGAAUUGGCCAGUAAGUAAACACGAACAAACAAGUUUACAGAACAUCACAAAAUUCUUUGUUAACAGCAAGCCGUGUGCUGUCAAGAAACAUAUAUCCAUGAACUGAAUAUACAACUAUAUAUACAAGUAAUCAAGGUACAAUGGGCAGGGAUGACAAUAGGCAAGCUGUGUGCUGUCUCAAAUACUCCCUGCCCAUUGAUGACAAUUUGUGAUUUUUAAGGUGACAAUAAUUUUCUCAUAAAUUUACAAAAUAGCCAUAUUGACUAUAGGCAUUAAAAAAUUAUCAAGCCAAUUUGAAAUAAAUAUGCGAGGGAAACUUGGUCAAUUUACAAAGUUUCAGUUUAUUUAGUUGCAAACUGGAAAGACAAGUUGCAAAAGUUAAUCUACAGUUACUUGAGAAUGAUGGGGUAUAAAUAUAACCCAUUAGGAACACUGGAGCACCUUAGGAAAAUUGAGGGAAAUGCAGCCUUGCGCAGUUGCUAUGACCCCCAUAUUGGUAACUCUUACACACCUGUCAGAGAUAUGAUUACAACUCGUAAGUUAAUACCGUACACGAAAAAUUUCUAUUUACUCUAGAUGGUAGGCCCUCUGCACAAACGUACCAUGUCAGAUUGAGAGACAGUACCGUUUUACAGUGUUGCAAUACAUGAAAUUCCGAUACAUGAAAUUGACAAGUGUACAUAACCCAUUUGACCACACUGCACCAUGUGUUGGAAGAACCUUCCGAAGCAAGAUGUCAAAUAAAAUCAAAACGUGAAAAAGAAAUAUCACACCUGGGCACCACAAAGAUCCAGGAAUUUCAGAUGAGGCAAAAGUGGUAUCUUCUUGUAAGCUUCAUCCGUAAAUCUGUGCUGGAUAAAUUUUAACCCUUUUAGUGGACAAACAUCAUGGAAUUAUAGUUUGCAUGAAUGUGAUAUGUACAAACAAGGGGUACAGACACAAACUAUAUACUCUCAAUUUCUUACACAGAAAGGGCAUAAAGGUUCAGACUUUGAAGAGAAGCACAUUUCAGCAAUAUUCUUUUCAAACCACUAUCUGUCAGCUUGAUGCACCUAUACACGUGAAGAGAUCACAAAAAGUGUAUUCUUGGGACUCUCUUUCACAAACAAACCUCACAUGGACGUACUUUGUAUCAGCAUCAUCACGUGGAGGCCUUGGCAAGACGUUGAUGUUUGAGAUUUUGUUUCCUGAUCCUAAGUCCUCCCGCCAGGCGUUUAUACAGAGAUCAUAAAGUACAUCACCCUCUGCAUGUGAGACUUUUAUGAUCCUUUGUUGCUCACAAUCAUCUGGAUCAGGGGGGUUCUGCAAAUUGAUGUAAUAAUAAACUUGCAUACUACUCCGUAUAUAUGAAGUGCAUGGAUGAGUUUAUGUAAAAAAUGUUACAUUUAUUUUUUAAUUAUUAGAUGAUUUACACGUGUAGCCGUGUAGAUAAGAUUUUAGAGCUGUUAGAGUACAUUAAUUAGUAGAUAAGUUUGAUGUUAGAUAGAUCCUAUAUUUUAAGAUCUGCACAGGGAGUUUGUUACGUGUGCUCUGUACAUAUAUUCUGG
Messenger RNA from Cuscuta europaea, 11752 nucleotides. The record is from the annotation of a GenBank genome assembly. NCBI's taxonomy places the organism in Eukaryota, Viridiplantae, Streptophyta, Magnoliopsida, Solanales, Convolvulaceae.